Molecule: messenger RNA, 657 nt
Organism: Perca fluviatilis (European perch)
Lineage: Eukaryota; Metazoa; Chordata; Actinopteri; Perciformes; Percidae
Exons: 6
Coding region: 1-657 (218 amino acids)
Source: RefSeq, a predicted model, not a curated record
AUGUUGUUAUAUGUCAGUUGGCAGCACGACGGACUCGAACCAUGCGCCACUGCCCCCGCGGCAGAGCCUGACAGCCUUCACAUCAUCAGCAGCAGCAGCAGUAGAGAAUAUAAUCCACGGAGGUUUUAUAUCGGAUCCAACUUCUUUCCAGGAAAGGUUACGGUGUCUUUAGCGAAGGCUCCAUCAGCACACAGGACAGAGCCAACAGCGACGGUUUCCAGACCUGCCGAGCCUGAUGACUCCUCUGGGAUUGUUGCUUCUGUGAAAGCCAGGCUGAAGGCCCCGCUGCCAGCCCCUUCUAGCUCCUCAGCUCAGAUGAUAUGUGGACUUCAGCAUGUGGAGUCAGGCUGUCGUCAUGUUGUGUUAAAUUGUGACAAGCACAGGGUACAACCCAACAUCCCAGCUGCUGUAGCUAUGGAGACCGAGGAUCACUGCCCUGUUGCUGUGGUGGCCACAGACUCUCAGGAGACCAGUGAAGAUCCAGUUGGAGUGGUGCUGAUCACACAGCUGGAGUGGUCUUUCAGCAGGGCUCUGAAGCAGUUUCCGGUCCCAGCGGUCCCAGCACACAGCUGCUACCGAGGCAGUGUUUCAUGGAUACAGGUCAUUCAAAUUACCUACCUACCAUCCUCCUACAGACCAGUUAAUGGUCAGGCUUAA